Drosophila melanogaster (fruit fly) is the source of this 1880-nucleotide messenger RNA. RefSeq lists its product as uncharacterized. The transcript has a single exon. The coding region runs from base 103 to 798 and encodes 231 amino acids. Lineage: Eukaryota; Metazoa; Arthropoda; Insecta; Diptera; Drosophilidae. The record is from RefSeq and is marked reviewed.
GUGAACAAGUUCAAGUUCAAACAGCUGAUUCGAUUUGUUUUUAAUUUUCAUGUGAUAUAACGAAACCAAAACAAGUGAAGCGGGCGAAAGAACACAUCCAAGAUGUACCAGCACAGCCCAAUGUUGUGGCGACCUCUGCUUCUGCUGCGUGGCCUCUACCUCAGUCAACGCCACCAGAUGAGCCACUACGACGCACUGGGAAUCAGGCGUCAGUGCACGCAGAACGAGAUCAAGGCAGCUUACUAUAAGCUCUCGAUGCUUUAUCAUCCGGACAGGAACCAAGGAAGUGAGAACGCAGCCAAGAAAUUUCGGGAGAUCAAUCAGGCUUAUGAGAUUCUGGGAAAUUACCGGCUGCGUCGACUUUACGACAAGGGAAUCGUACAUACGGCAGGCGCCCAAUAUGCCCAAGAUGUCCACGAUGUAGCGGAACCCGUAGUCGAGGACGAUGCGGAGACUAAGUUUUACAAGUCGCGAUUUCAGAAAUCGCGUGUAUCUGAUUCUGCGGGCCGUACGCCCAUCUAUGACUUCGACGAGUGGUCGCGAAAUCACUAUGGUAAAUCAUUUGACCGGAGACAAGCCGCCCAGGCCAAAUACGAUCGAAUAAAAGUGCAAAGGGAGACCAACAGAAUAUCAGGCCAGACUGACAUGGUCCUGCUGGCCUUUAUCUUUGCCGGAGUGGCCGUAUACCUGAUGUUCCUCGCCGAAAGCUCCUACGACACUCCCAAGCAGAAAGCGAAGGAACGAUACAGACGCGAUCAAGAAGAGCGAGAACAAAAACUAGUCGGGAAGCAAUCUUAGAAUUCUCUAGUCUUCAGCGUACAUAGACUUAAGUUAAAUGAAUUAAAUUCGAAACAAUAUAAUUUUGUGAAUUAAAGAUGUGUCCGUUUUACUUAAGAUGAAUAGCAGCGGGACUUAUACAUAUGUAUAUAAACAUCCAACGGCAUUGUAAUAUCCUUAAUCUGACUCAAGAUCUAAAACAUAUAGACAAAGCCGCAAUUAGAGAUUAGGUCUGUCACUAAUUUUAAAUGUAACAACUUUAUUCAAAAUUUGCCGCUGCGCUUGCGUGCAGUGUACUUUGUGUCAGGACGGGUUUCCAACCCCUGGCGACGUCGACGCUCUUUCUUGGCUAGGAUCCAAUCGCGGGAUUUCUUUGGCGCUUUUCCCCGAGCCUCACGGCAAGCAUCACGUUUCUUUAUAUAGUUUACACGACGUUCCUCUUCAGGUGAGCCUACAAAAGCAAAGAAAAAUGAUGUGAAAGUAAUUAUUAGUUUUCUAUAAUUAUUAUUAUUAAAACUAACCCAAAGCCUGCGGCAGCUCAGCAGAUCCUCCAGUCAUGAGCACCAGGUAGUACUUCUUAGCCUUGGCAGAGUUUGGAUAGUCGACAACCAAUCCUCCGUAGAAUCCCGCCUUCAUGGCUUGCGAGGUUACCAUCUCGAUCUGAUCGGAGUUCUCCGGAUAAAAUUGAAAGACAGCUCGCGCGGUGCGUGUCAGACAGGAAAACAAGGUGGUAAAGAACUUCAGCAGGCGCUUGUGGGGAUUGUGAUACGACUUGUCCGCAUUGCAGAGCCAUUGGAGGGCAGAGAUCGAGAUGGCGCCGUCGAAAGUGCCCGGCUUAAAGGGCAUUCCCUCGCCCAUGUCUCCCAGAAUGACAUCCCCAGCAACCUCGCGUUCCACGGCGAUAUCGAGCAUAGACUUGGAAAUAUCUAUGCCGAUCCACAUGUGCUCGCUGUCCUCAAGAACGCUACCUGAGAGUCCAGAACCACAGCCGAUGUCCAAAAUCAACCGAGACUCAUCAUCAUCCGGGAGCGCCAAUAGUUCCAAGGCACGUUCGGCCAUUUCUACUUGGAUCUCAAUGAUGCGGGUGCUAAAAAGUUCUGGUU